Messenger RNA from Scleropages formosus (Asian bonytongue), 994 nucleotides. Its product is annotated as chymotrypsin-like elastase family member 2A. Gene Ontology annotation, biological process: proteolysis. Gene Ontology annotation, molecular function: serine-type endopeptidase activity. The transcript is spliced from 8 exons. The record is from RefSeq and is a predicted model, not a curated record. NCBI's taxonomy places the organism in Eukaryota, Metazoa, Chordata, Actinopteri, Osteoglossiformes, Osteoglossidae. The coding region runs from base 127 to 933 and encodes 268 amino acids.
AAUGCUGUGUGCAAUAACCUCUCAGAUAUAAUUUCUGAAGACACUCUCUGAUCCACUGCAAUAAAGUCAAUCUUUGUUUUCUGUCGAGUGCCUCGUCUAAAUUCCACCACCCAGCAAGAAACCAAGAUGAUCCCAAUUGUUUUAGCCUCACUGCUUUUCGUCAGCGUUUAUGGGUGUGGGAGGCCCCCCAUCGAGCCGUCGAUCACCCGGGUGGUCAAUGGUGUAGAUGCUCGCCCUUACAGCUGGCCCUGGCAGAUCUCGCUGCAGGUCCAGUCAUUUGACGGGUGGAGACAUAUCUGCGGAGGCUCCCUGAUCGCCACCAACUGGGUCUUGACUGCUGCUCACUGCAUUACGAGGCAGACCUACAGAGUGUAUGUGGGCAAGUACAACCUGGAUGUGGAGGAGCCUGGAUCCCAUGCCAUUACCCCACAGAAGAUCAUAGUGAACAAGAAGUGGAACCCCUCACUGGGGACUCUGGGAAAUGAUAUAGCCCUGAUCAAGCUGUCAGAGCACGUGACCCUGAGUAAGCACAUCCAGCUCACGUGCAUCCCGUCUGCCGGAAGCAUCCUGCCCAAUGACUAUCCCUGCUACAUCACUGGCUGGGGCAGACUCUCCACCAAUGGUCCCAUUGCAAAGAAGCUGCAGCAGGGUCUGUUGCCUGUGGUGGAUAACACCAUCUGCUCACAGCCUGACUGGUGGGGCCAUUCUGUCAGAAACACCAUGGUAUGCGCAGGCGGAAAUGGCAUCGUCGCUGGCUGCAACGGAGACUCUGGUGGCCCCCUGAACUGCAAAAGCACAAAUGGUGUGUGGGAAGUCCAUGGCAUUGCCAGCUUUGUCUCUGCCCUGGGCUGCAACUACGAAAAGAAGCCCACCGUCUUCACUCGUGUCUCUGCUUUCAAUGACUGGAUCAACCAGGUUAUGGCCAACAACUGAGGCAUCUGCAGCAAACAUCUGCUAUAUUUCCAGAAUCCAAUAAACAACUGAGCAAACUAAA